CAUCACCGGUGUUUUAACACCGACAGACAGCAAUCGCAAUUGAGGUCGCUCCCUGACCUGCUGAAUGCUGAAUUAAAACAAACGCCAAAACCUCCAAAACUUUAGGGGGUUGUAUUCUGGUAUUUAGAGGUGGAUACCAUCUACUUGAACUUUUCCCCUACUUUUAAUAUUUCCGAUCCAAACGCCAGCAUUUCCAUUUAUCCCUCCUCUGGAGUCUGGUUUCGCGUAAUUUGUCAGCCUUUGGGAUCUCCUUCAUUUCUAGCCAAGUCGUCAAUACAUUUGAUAUAUUUCGACGUCGGCACACGGCCGCGCUGAGUGUUCGCCAUGGCCUCAUUCAAUACCGGCAAGGCUGGAGUUAUUAAAGCUCCAGAAGGUGCCGGGAGAAUGGACCAGCUUGCGCAUGCUAUUCUUGACGAUCUACUCUACAACAUCGUGCACGAUUUAUUACUGCAGACGCAUCGAGAGGAGAAGAUCGCCCGCGCCUCAACCGCUGCUAUUCGCGUCGAGAAGCUAGCCGCCGAUACCUCAGAUUCCUCCGCCCCAGACGCUCGGCCAGACGUCAAGGUCGAAACAGACGCGGCUGUUUACGACGAAGGGAAGGUAUUAUUGAAAGGGAACCCGCUGGCUACCACUAAGGACAUUGUCUGCCCAAGAUGCCACCUCCCAAGAUUAUUAUAUCCUACAGAUGGCAAAGGAGCAAGGAAACCUGACCCGAGUAUAAUAUACUGCAAGAAACACCCGUACAUCGACAAGCCCGGCUACGACAUCUACGGUCAAACAUGGGUUGCACAAGGCCCAGGGAGGGGGAAGAAAAAGAAGGACAUGGAGAAGAAGCUAGAGCAAAACUCAGACUCACAGACGCCAGUUCCAGAAGGAGGAACAGGCGGAGGUGCUGCCUCGCGGCCCCCAAAUAUGCUCUCAUUCCCGUCGGCAACCUGCAGCAAAUGCAAGCGCUGCAUCCUGGUCACCCGCUUAAAUAACCAUAUGGGUUCAUGUAUUGGAAAUAGCGGGCGUAAUGCUAGCCGUGCGGCCGCGCAGAAGAUCAGCAAUGGCAACAACACGAACGGAAAUGCCGAUGGCACUCCGCCAUCUAGUCAAAAGGGUACUCCUCACCCAAGCUCCAGGGCCGGCAGUCCCCAUAAGAAGAGAGACAGUGACGAGAUAGAAGAUGACGACGACACAGACAAUGACUCGCACAAGAAGAAGAAAUUGAAGCCUACGCCCGCAAAUGCGGCCAACAAGAAACUGAUCCUCAAGCAGAAGAACGCUUCUAGCAACAAGAAAGAAAAAGUUAAAACAAGCUCCUCACUGAGUGUAGAACAGAAGGUGGACGAUGAUGAUGCGGAAGGAUCCACCGUAGAGGUUGCCCCGAAGAAGAAGAUGACGAAGGUGCCUAGUCCGGCGAAGAAGCUGAAGUUAGGAGUGUCGAAACCAAUAAUAUCAUCGCCUAUGUCAAAGAGCAAUGGUAAGACUUCGGCUCCCAGCGGUGGAGGAGAUGAUGACCGCGAGUCUGAAAGCUCAGGAACAUUAUCAUCUCCACCUGUUGUAUAGUCGAGGAAUGAUUUCUCGAUGGGAUAUUAGACAAACCACGAUACCCUCCAUCAUGAAACACCAUAGACAUCAAUUAUACAACGAGAAUUCCGGGAAUUUGCCUCCGCCCGGCACCUUCGCAACUUUCUUAUACACUGGCCGCAGCACUGCAUUCAAGGGGUUCCGGGGCUAUAUCGUCAGCGAGCAUAGGGGCUGGGGUUAGGCAAUGUGCUGCAUCUGAUCCAGAUAGGGACAUCUGGCGUGCAUUAUCAUCAUCUUCAUCAUCAAACUGUAUCUUUAGAAGGCUUCUUUUGCACAUAUGUAAUACGAGCCGUCUGGCGGCUAGUGCGAGGGCUUACAGUUGACUCGUACAUAUAUACCACGAAUGUUAUGUG
Messenger RNA from Daldinia vernicosa, 1925 nucleotides. RefSeq lists its product as uncharacterized. The coding region runs from base 325 to 1551 and encodes 408 amino acids. The transcript has 2 exons. The record is from RefSeq and is a predicted model, not a curated record. NCBI's taxonomy places the organism in Eukaryota, Fungi, Ascomycota, Sordariomycetes, Xylariales, Hypoxylaceae.